This is a messenger RNA of Dothidotthia symphoricarpi CBS 119687, 817 nucleotides long. RefSeq lists its product as uncharacterized. Lineage: Eukaryota; Fungi; Ascomycota; Dothideomycetes; Pleosporales; Dothidotthiaceae. The annotation marks the transcript as partial. The record is from RefSeq and is a predicted model, not a curated record. The transcript has a single exon.
AAUACGGACACAGACGCGGUAGUGUCCUGGGCUUGUCAACGGGAAAGUCGUACGAUUUUCACGUCACAACUGGAAAACGGUACGGACCGUCCAAGCCUUCAUGGUCGGAAUGCAGCUCGGAAUCUAGCUCACAGCUCACGCGGGUGCUCGAGCUAUCUGCUGCUUAUCUGCUGCGGUAUCCCUACAGCAGCACAGAGAUGCAGGUGCUUGGUCUCGCUUACCACUUCGCAGACGUGAGGAACGCAUGCUGGAGCAAGUCACAGAACACUGCAUGUGUCGCCUCAUGUCUCGCUUACUUUGCGCAAAUAAAGAUGCUGAACGUGCACUGGAUUAUUUACAGGUGUCAUACACAUCGCACACGCACUGUCAUGGAGAAUGCACAGAUGGCGGGCGUCCUCGUCGCUGAUUGGGCAGAUACACGGAGUCCGAAAGUGGUGGACGUGGGAGGAGGAGACCCGGUAGUCAAUACUUAGUAGAGGCUGUGGUACUCUAACCCUCUAAACGGUGGUGCAAAUACCAAUUGCAGCUUCUUUUCUGAAUCACGAUAGUCAUUGCUGACGUCGAGAGGGGCCGUGGCUCUUGACUCGCAGCGAGCACCCAUCUGCCCCUCAUCUGCACUCGGAAGGAUGAGGAACGCGAGAUACUGCGUGUUGAGGGUGAUGAUAGUGUUGAACUGCAGUGAUGGUCUUGGAUAGCCAGCAUUGUAGGCGAUGCAGCAGCUGCUGGGAGAUAGCGAGGGCCCAACGCGUAACUCGCCGUGUAUUCCGGCUCGUCGUUGGCCUCGCAAGCGUAGACUAAUGCGGAAUGAGCCCAACAU